Messenger RNA from Delphinapterus leucas (beluga whale), 417 nucleotides. The record is from RefSeq and is a predicted model, not a curated record. NCBI's taxonomy places the organism in Eukaryota, Metazoa, Chordata, Mammalia, Artiodactyla, Monodontidae.
AUGGAUGUUGGAGCAGCUCAAGUGUUAGCAACGGGCCAGCCUGCUGGGGCCGAAAUUGAUAUCAAAAACGCCAUCAUUGGGAUUGCUGUGGGCUUCACCACAUCGGCCAGCUUCCUGGCCCUGAAGAUCUGCAUGAUCAGGAAGCACUUGUUUGAUAAUGACUCCUCCGAACAGAGAAGCACUAACGUGGGCUUCAAUGACAGCAUCGAGCUAAAGAAGAGAACUCCAAGGGGCCUGGACUGGGGGCAACAGAAGAAACACGCUGAGCGGCUCCCAACUGUCACCAAAUCCAUGACCCACUCAGCACCUGCUCAGGUCAUUGCAAACUCUUCGAAUACAGAAAGUGGCACUUUCCCCUCGAUAUGCUUAUUAACCUUGGGGAAUGACUUCUUCCCUUUUUGUCACCAAAGUGGAUGA